AUGGCGCCGCGACAUCUCCUACCUUCGGCAUCGCCUGUGCAAGUUGAAUCGCCACCACCUCUCUCACCACCAAGAUGGGCUGCGGAGGAAUGGGAGGAAUGGGAAGACCCUCCCGACGCAUUGCCUCCCUCACUACGUGCGUAUUCACAGCCUAGGCAGGAAUUUAAGGUGUCGAUCACAUCACCUGCUGGGCGCAUCCCGCUCUUCCGAGCUUGGCAGCAGGCCAUCUGGAAUGACACCGAAGCGGAGGUUGACGACCAACCGCUGAACAUGGAAUCAAAGCUGCGGGCAAUUCUCAGUCUGCGGGGCACACGAACCAUCGAUGUCGUCGGAGCGAUCAUCGACCCCCGCCCCGCCUUAAUCUUCCAGCUGAUAGGGCGUCCCAUUACCCUUCGUCUGCGUCGGGACGAGACGGGAAUUGCGCCGCAGAUGGCCAGCGGCGCGGCGCUUCCACCUGACUUCGACGUGAUCAAGCUGUACUCGCUCGUCGUCGAGAAUGUACACACAGCCGUCAUGUUCUGCGACCUCUGGGACACACUCCAUCCUGCGCUGCAGCACCCUGAUGUCUCGCACCCCUCUCUCACGCAGAGCAAGCAGCGACUCCGCCGCGUUGUACUCAACCUUUCGUUCGACCCCAGCACAUUGUUUAUCCCUCCCGAUCUUAACGACGCCGAAUUUCCUCUGAGCGUGCAUGAGGUCGUGCUUGUCUUCCGUGCGGUGCCAGGUCACCGGCCGCGCGGGGCAGUGCGGGCCGAGCCAGACGACAUCGCACGCUACCUCGACCUCCUAUUCGAAACUAUCGGCUUCUAUAUUCGCGACAUGGCACACACGAUCGUCAACGUCACGGACCUGAAUCCUGCGUGGGGCGGCAGCGAGGGCGCGGACUGGAUCACGCUUAUCAGAGAGAAGAUUCGUCGCGACCUUGCGCUGCGCUCGCCUGAACGCGAGCGCGAGGCGCCAGACGACCUCCUCCAGCGCCAACUGCGGUUCCUGUCUCUCGACGAGUUCCGGCAUGAAGUAGGCGAGGAACAGUUUCGCAUUGAGACAGUCGAAGAGCUGGACAAGCAGCCCUGA
This is a messenger RNA of Cutaneotrichosporon oleaginosum, 1074 nucleotides long. RefSeq lists its product as uncharacterized. The record is from RefSeq and is a predicted model, not a curated record. NCBI's taxonomy places the organism in Eukaryota, Fungi, Basidiomycota, Tremellomycetes, Trichosporonales, Trichosporonaceae.